AGCACGUGGCCCCACUGACCCCAUUGCCAUCGGUAACGAUUGUCCUGGCUACUGCGAUUCCGUUUACUGUGGGUACACAAACUGAUAAAAUUUUCACUUGCCAUGGUGAAAGAUGUGAAAUACAGUGGAUUUUUCUAAUUUUCCGGAAAAAUGUUGAGAAAAGUUAGAAAACCUAAACCAAAAGCUAAACGGCACAUCGAAGAUGUUCCGUUCUACAAGUUUGUGUACCAGAAAGACGAACUGCCGCUCGAUCCGGCCAGGGGCUUCAUCGAGGAGCAAAUUUCGAAAAUCAACGUCAUCAAGCCGGCCUGCUUCAACAAGGACUACAGUCUUUACCGCUACCCCCGGGGUGACGGCCAAGGCCUGCGGGAACUGCUCCUUCCGGAAAAGUUAUCCUCCAUCGAAACGGCGGAGUACCUCCCAUCCGGAAUCUCUCCCCUAUCGCCGCUGGAGAAGCGCCUUCCGGACGUAACCACCGAGCUCAUAAAACUUUACAAAGACUUGCGACUGAAAAUUUUCCACGACCUGGCCCUCACCAGGCCGGUGCUGCUGGGGAACGAGUUCUUCCGCCGUUACGGUCGAGUAAAUCAAGAUGGCCGCCGCAAGCUGCCUGCAAUACACCGCAGGAGGCGACCAGCGAAAAAGUUUCACUUCGAUGAGUUUGCCUACCGCACCCCGGAGGAAAAUGACGAGGCGCUGCUGCGCAUCCAGCGCCAUCUGGAUCGGAUGAUAGCGAAGAGCAUCCGCGAGGCGGAGAAACGCCGACAGCAGAAGGAGGAACUGGCACGCCGGCCACAGUUUUGCACAUCGUCAUCAUCGUCGUCUUCGUCGUCGUCGCAGAGUAGAAACCGAAAUGUUUAUCACACCAAAGUUAAACGAAAACGGCUGACUAAUGAGCAGUACAUCAAAAAGCUUAAGGUGGACGAAAGUGUAAAACUAAGAUACCUUCAAGCGUUGCUUCCAGUACACCCAGACGACCAGAAGCGCAAAAUUCUGGAGAAAUUUGAAAAACGUUACCACGAAGCCAUUGCUAACUUUGACGAUGACAUGCGCCAGCGAACGCUAAAUGUGCUCGAAGAAUUAUCGGUCGAAAAAAUUGAGCACUAUCCAUCGCAUCUGAUAAAAAAGAUUCUGCCUCGUAUCGAUAGUCGUAUUGCCUACCUAAAGCAAGCUCACAAAUUCAUCCUGGAAGAGGAAAAGCUAUGGCCCAACAUCUACCCGGAGGUAAUCCUAUUGGAUUACAUUUUCGACCCCGAGCACAACGUUCCCCGAGAUCAGGCCGUCUACUUGACUAUCCUGCUGAUGGACCUACAGGAAGACUAUCGCUACCAUGUGAAACGAUCCUUCAUCCGAUACAUCCUUCGUUCAGAGGAAGAACGCAAGCGGCUGCAGCUUGCUGUGGAGCCACCCGAAUAUCCGAUCGCCACGCUGAUUGCUCCGGUUCCGUGGAAGUGUUCGAUCCAGGUUGCCAAGAACCGGUUGGAAGAGGUUCUGAUGGUGAACCAUCCGGUUUUGCAGGCCAUCAACUUGCUGUGGCAUAAGCUGUACGGUAAUCUGCUGGUGGUUGAUCCGGCCAAGUUCUACAGCACAGAUAUCCCGAUGCACGCGGAUAAGAUUACCGAAACGAUUCACAACAGUUGUCGCAUAACUCGAGAUAUACUGAUCAAUGACUGGAUGCCCCGAGUGGCGGAUCUGGUCGACGUCAUGCGUAAGUACUGGAAAGAUCUGGUGCCGCGUAACUCGAUCCACGGAGGUCGAGGAACGAUCUUCUUCAAUUGUAUUCACGCACUGACGUCGUACCAUUUGCAAGGCUUGAUCAAGAAAAGUCUGGACCAUUUGGUUGAAGCACUGGAAGCUUAUCGGGGUGGCGAUACUCCAACUGGGGACCAAGCUCCUAAGCUUAAAAUGAAACCUUUUAUGACGUUGACGGUGUCGGUAGUUGGAAAGCCAGAUACAGAGAUCGAGAAGAAUACGGAAAAGAGUGACAUGUCUCUGUAUGAAGCUGAUGAUGACGAUCCGAGUUUAUUGACGUCAGAAUCGACGGAUGAUCCGAUGACGUCGGUCCUUCACAUCAUGUGCACGCUGAAUCACGGUGUCGAAGAGCUUGUACAGGAAAAUUAUAAGUUUACGAAUUCGAGCGAACGAAAUCACGGAGCACUUGACGAGAUUAACCACCAUUCGGUUUAA
Molecule: messenger RNA, 2187 nt
Organism: Aedes albopictus (Asian tiger mosquito)
Lineage: Eukaryota; Metazoa; Arthropoda; Insecta; Diptera; Culicidae
Exons: 6
Coding region: 151-2187 (678 amino acids)
Source: RefSeq, a predicted model, not a curated record